Messenger RNA from Aspergillus homomorphus CBS 101889, 501 nucleotides. RefSeq lists its product as uncharacterized. The record is from RefSeq and is a predicted model, not a curated record. Lineage: Eukaryota; Fungi; Ascomycota; Eurotiomycetes; Eurotiales; Aspergillaceae. The transcript has 6 exons. Bases 1 to 501 code for a protein of 166 amino acids.
AUGGAGUUGGUGGAUUUCCGUAUCACAGAGAGAGAAUCUCCCAGAGCAACGUGCAUUGGUUGGUCAAGUUCCUUACACGUCGUUGCUCGUCAGGGAGAUGCUAAACGGACAAUCAAUCGGUAUGCCUAUGACACAAGUCCCUCGUUAGUCGACCCUAUUGAAUUCGAACAACAGCACGUCGCUGCCAUCGGACAACGUUUCCUGUACUUGAUGGGCGGAUUCUUCUGCACACUUCUUGCAUUCCAGAAUCCAGAAAAACCGCAAGAUUAUAGCAAUGAGAGAAGCCUGGGAAGACUUACCAGUAGGCAUGCCAGUCCGAGGGGUCUCUGCACUGUGCUUUCCCCUGAAGCCUAUACUGCUGAUCUCUUCAUCGUCUCCAAUCGAGACGUGCAAGCAUACCUCUUCCUCCGAGAAUGCAGCAAUUGCAAGCAAGUGUUUGCUUUUUCCAAGCGAUCGAUUAAUAACAGCAAAGAAAGCCGAGAAUAUCAAAAGAAGGAAUGA